UGGAUCUGCACAAACGCACAUUCACAACAGUGGCUGAUUGUUUCAUUUUCUGGGAGAGAAGGGGAUUUUUGAACCAUUGGUCUCCUCUUUACUUCCAGAUCAGAGCUUGAACUCUUGUCUUCGGGACCCUCGCCUUCAACGGAAGAGAAUCUGAAACUGUUUUACAAAUAGAAGUAUUCGGCUGAGGUCCCGGCCACCGUAAAGAAGCAGCAGCCUGAAAAAAUGACGUAGAAGGCAGAGGGCUUUGUAAGACAAACACAAGGUUUGGAAAUAACAUUGGCUUCAUCCCAAAUAUUUCAGCUGAAGAUGGCAAAUCAGAGGAGAGGUGAAGAAACCGGCCAUGCUGAUCCAGGAGAAGGUAACUGCCACACUGGAGCAUCAGAGCUGAGAAUCAUCCUUGUGGGGAAAACUGGAGCAGGGAAAAGCGCCACUGGAAACACCAUCCUUGGCAAGAGGGUGUUUAAUUCCAGAGCCAGUCCAAAGUCAGUCACUGAGACUUGUGCCAAGGCAAGAUGCACCUGGAAAGGGAAGGAGGUUGUGGUUAUUGAUACUCCUGCCUUUUAUGAUACAACAGACCCUGAUAGAAAUCCUUCAAAAGAGAUCAGUCACUGCAUCCAGCUCUCUUCCCCAGGCCCCCAUGCUCUGGUGCUGGUACUACAGUUGGGCUACUACUCUGAAGAGGACAAGAAGUCAGUGGAGAAAGUACAGGAGAUAUUUGGAGAAGCAGCACUGAAGCACACAAUUGUCUUAUUCACCCGGAAAGAGGAAUUGGCAGAUGACCCCUUGAGUGAAUACAUAGGAGCCUUAGGUAAAGCUGAUCUUCAGCAUCUCAUUCAAGAGUGUGGGAAUCGAUACUGUGCUUUCAACAACAAAGCAGCAGGAGAAGACCGGGAUGCCCAGCUCAGUGAGCUUCUGGGCAUGAUAGAGAGACUGAUGAAGGAGCAUGGAGGGCAAUGUUAUAAGAUUACAGAAGUAAAGGUAUCAGGGGAGUCCUAUAGAGAAGUGAAAGAGGGACCAUACCAUUUUGAUGAAAACUGUGCAAACAGAGAAGAAGAAUCAAGGACUGGGUCAGAAGAAUUAAAGACAGAAAGGACAAAGUUGGACAAGAUCAAUGAAGUGCUAGAAGGGGAGCUGAAAGAUCAAAAAAGCACAAUGACAGAACCAGAGGAAAAAGAAAGAGAUUGUGAUGAAGCCAUGAAGAGAGUCAAUGAAGAAGCUGUGGCUGAUGCUGGAAAAGGUGGCUCCUGUCAGGCUACAGACUCUCCUGACCCACUGAAGUCAGAAGUAAUUAUAUUUCAGCCAUGUUUGCAGCCACAAAGAGAUGCACCAACUCCCCCAGCCGAAGAGGAAGGCAGCCAGAACCCAAAGGAAUCAGCAUGGAGAAUUGUCCUUGUUGGUAAAACUGGAGUUGGGAAAAGUGCCACGGGAAACACCAUCCUUGGGGAGAAAAAAUUUGAGUCGAAACUUGGGGCAAAAUCAGUAACUUGGAAAUGUGCCCAAGGAAGCAUGCUGUGGAAUGGGCGUGAAGUUGUGAUUAUUGACACUGCCAACAUUUUUGACCCAAAUACCCAUGGGCCCGAAAUUUCACGUGGAUUUGGUUGUUGCUUCGCACUCUCCUAUCCAGGCCCCCACGCUCUGGUGCUGGUGACCCAGCUGGGCCGUUACACAGAGCAAGACAAGGCAGCUAUGGAGCGAGUAAAAGCAAUCUUUGGCCGUGAGGCUCUGACGUUCACAAUUGUUUUAUUCACUCGGAAAGAAGACUUAGGGGAUGGCUCCCUGGAUGAAUACGUGAAAAACACAGAUAACCAAGAGCUCCGAACAUUGAUUAAAGCCUGCAAGAACCGAUACUGUGCUUUCAACAACAAAGCAGCAGAAGCAGAGCGGGAAGCACAGGUCAAAUUGUUGAUGGAACUGAUUGAGGAAAUAGUGAAGGAGAAUGGGGGCAAGUACUGCCCCAAUAAUCAGUCUGCCCUGGAUACCAUGUUGAAUGAAGAGAAUGGAGUGCAAAUGAGAGACAGGAGAAAGUCUGAGGCAACUAUUAGGCAACAUGAUGGAUGGAAGUUGUUUAACAGGGCUGUGCAAGGCUUCAAAUCCCACCUUGGAUCCGGAGUCCCUUCAGAUGCUUCGGCGUCCAAAUCGGCACUUCCGGAUUGAAGUGGGAUUCCACCAAUGGUGUCCGGAGCGGGUCGGGGGCAUCCAAAGCACUUAAGAUCCACUUCAGAUGCUUCGGCCAUUUUGAGGCAAUUAGAAGAAGGAGGGGGAGCGGGGGAGGGAUGGAAAG
Messenger RNA from Alligator sinensis (Chinese alligator), 2281 nucleotides. Its product is annotated as GTPase IMAP family member 8-like. Gene Ontology annotation, molecular function: GTP binding. The record is from RefSeq and is a predicted model, not a curated record. NCBI's taxonomy places the organism in Eukaryota, Metazoa, Chordata, Crocodylia, Alligatoridae. The transcript is spliced from 6 exons. The coding region runs from base 307 to 2154 and encodes 615 amino acids.